This is a messenger RNA of Magnusiomyces paraingens, 1155 nucleotides long. RefSeq lists its product as uncharacterized. Lineage: Eukaryota; Fungi; Ascomycota; Dipodascomycetes; Dipodascales; Dipodascaceae. Gene Ontology annotation, molecular function: UDP-galactose transmembrane transporter activity. Gene Ontology annotation, cellular component: Golgi membrane. The record is from RefSeq and is a predicted model, not a curated record. The transcript is spliced from 3 exons. Gene Ontology annotation, biological process: pyrimidine nucleotide-sugar transmembrane transport. The coding region runs from base 1 to 1155 and encodes 384 amino acids.
AUGGCUGAUCAAUCGGUAGUGGCAGUCCCAAAACUUUUUGGCAUUCCUUUAAAAUACAUUUCGCUGGUGACUCUUACUCUGCAAAACUCGUCAUUGAUUCUGGUUAUGCAUUAUUCUCGAAUAAUGCCUGGCUACGAUGCAAGUUCACGAUAUUUCCCUUCAACUGCUGUUCUUCUCAAUGAAAUUUUUAAACUUUCCUUUUGUUUCCUGGUUUCAGCCCGUGAAAUUGGUAUCUCUGCAACAUGGUCAGAAGUCUUUUCUGCAGACUCUUGGAAACUCGCCAUUCCUGCUUUCCUCUAUACUCUCCAGAACUCCCUUCAAUACACUGCUGUCUCCAAUCUCGAUGCCGCUACUUUCCAAGUCACUUACCAGCUUAAAAUCCUUACUACAGCUUUCUUUUCCGUCACAAUGCUUAACAGAUCACUUUCCAAGAUUCAAUGGACCUCGCUUGUUCUCCUUACAUCCGGUAUUGCUUUUGUCCAAGUUUCUCCCGAGUCUUUUUCGAAAUUUUUUUCCACGGCCGUUUCAAUGAUCCUCCCCUCUUCUGCUGCUUCAACCUUUACCGGAGCUGAAGCUGAUUCUCCCAAACAUCUUCUUAUUAGAGCCGCCCACGAUGCUGCUCACGACGAAAUGAACAGAAGCAUUGGUCUUGUUGCUGUUGUUGUUGCCUGCUGUUUGUCAGGUCUUGCAGGUGUUUACUUUGAAAAAGUGCUUAAAGGUUCCAGUGCAUCUCUUUGGGUCCGCAAUAUCCAGCUCAGUUUUUACUCUGUAUUCCCAGCUCUUUUCCUUGGUGUCUUGUGGAAAGAUGGUGCUAAAAUCUCUGAAAAGGGCUUCUUCUUUGGCUACAACUAUGUUGUCUGGACCGCAAUCUUUUUACAGGCUUUUGGUGGUAUCAUUGUUGCCCUCUGUGUCAAGUUUGCCGACAAUAUUGCAAAGAACUUUGCAACCUCUAUUUCUAUUUUGAUUUCUUUCCUUGCUUCUGUUUACUUCUUUGAUUUCACUGUUACCUUUAACUUUAUUGCUGGUGCUGCUCUCGUUAUUUUUGCUACUUAUCUUUAUGCCAUGCCUUCUCCUCAGCCCAAAGAGCCAAAGUGGAGUCUGCCAACCAACGAAGAUGAUAUCGAAAUGACUUCUCAUCAAAACAAAAGAGAGUAA